UAUACUUUCAUCACGCCCUCUCCAUAUAUAUCGGCGACUCAUGCUCCUACCUCUCACCGCGCCGGCGCGGCUGCUGCUGCUACUGGUGAGCUUAUUACUCCUGCCUACAGCCUCUACGAUCAGGACAUACGCUUUCGAUACGUCAUGCGUCAAACACCCAGCAUACGAAAAACUCCGUGAUGGGAUUGAGGAAGCGAUCCACAUCGCUACGCUGAGUGAAUUCUACCUAAAUUUCGACCCUCCUUUACAGUUCAUCAACGAGGGCUUUCAAUACAUUUUUAAAGAGGAGGCUGAUAGUACGCGGGUGUUGGGCGUAAUGGGGUACAUUGGGGCCAUGAAAGAAGAGAAGAGGUUCGAGUUUGCAGGACUGCACAUCUACUGCGACAACACACGCUGGACGGAAGAGUCUCCAAGUAAAGCUAUAUCGGACACGGGAGAGCCAGUGUGGUCAGAUUAUAGCAGCGGUAUGAUGUUUGUGACUAAGCCGGAGUGCACCGACACAAUGACAGCUACAACCUACGUAGGCAGAGAAACCCCUCCCGGGUACGAGCACUACAGGCCAGCAGAUCGAACGACCAUAACGAUAUGCGAGUACGGCCUGAAAGCAUUAAAGGGAAGUCUGCCUAAGGAUAUCGGGAAGCUAAAGACAAUGGAAGAUUUAGAGAUGUAUACUAGUACUCUAUUUCUUCACGAGUUGGGUCAUACGAGUCCGCUAGAGCUAAAGGAUGUUUACCCAGCAUAUGGGUGGAAAAAUGUCCUCCAAAAGCCAUCAGACGACGCGCUGGACAAUGCGGACAGCUAUGCUUUUUUCGGAAUGCUGGUAUAUUUAAGUAGCAAGGGGUAUCGCCUUUUACCAGGUAGUAUUGUGCCUUUUCCACCCAGAAAUAAAACCCAAAGAGAGGAUUGAAAUCAAGAGUAUAG
Messenger RNA from Pseudovirgaria hyperparasitica, 921 nucleotides. RefSeq lists its product as uncharacterized. The transcript has a single exon. Lineage: Eukaryota; Fungi; Ascomycota; Dothideomycetes; Acrospermales; Acrospermaceae. The record is from RefSeq and is a predicted model, not a curated record. Bases 41 to 907 code for a protein of 288 amino acids. Gene Ontology annotation, molecular function: metallopeptidase activity.